Molecule: messenger RNA, 3651 nt
Organism: Wyeomyia smithii (pitcher-plant mosquito)
Lineage: Eukaryota; Metazoa; Arthropoda; Insecta; Diptera; Culicidae
Exons: 2
Coding region: 1058-1828 (256 amino acids)
Source: RefSeq, a predicted model, not a curated record
UAUAGAACUGUUUUGUGGCUAAAAAUGCUAUUUCCGUAUAUUGUCUGCUAGCUAUUUUCUUAAGCUAGCAAACAAAUGCAUUUUUCAAAGAAAUGAUGGAGCAUUAAAUUCAGCGAUACGGCAUUAAAUGAGCAUCGAAUGAGCACUAAAUUUUCAUGCUAUUAACUCUUUGUUCUGCUGACUUUGUACUUCCAGCUUAAGGGACAUGAUUGUGGGAUACAGUUUAUAUACACGAUGUAAUGUUGAACGUGAUGUACGAAUCCUCCCUAAAUAACGCAUUGCAAUGAAUAAAUCAACACACAAUGAAUAAAUCAACAUACGGAGUAUCUGUUUCCUCAGUGCACACAAUAUAUAUGAUCAUGUCACAGUAGCAAAGGCCCUCUUUCGUUGCGUAACCACCGUAUCGGCAAGUUGUGUGUAUUGGGCGACAGGCUAUGGCACUGAAGUAUUUCACAAUGGCGAUCCUGCCGGGAGCCGCAUUUUUAUUGAUGCGGCAUAUUUUUAGAUCACUGGAAUAAAGCUGCUGUUGCUUAGACUGUCGCCCAUCGUACACAAUAUAUGUGCCAGUCGAGUAGUGAACAUGUUUUUUUUUCUUUAGUGGAAAUUUUCGAACAUCAGGAAAAAUCAGUGCUAAAAAAGGGAAGAAAGUGCAAUCUUGUGCUACCGUGUUGAGCGGAAUUAAUUGGAAAUUGGCUUGAGGGGAAGAAAGUGAAAUCCUGUGCUACCGUGUUGAGUGGAAUUAAUUGGAAAUCAGCCAGCGGAUUGAAUCAAUACCAUCAAACGAAUGACUCAGAGCGGGAUAAAUUGGAUGUCUCAAGGCUACUGAUUUGUUUAGCUGGUGUACGCCUGGAAUAAAUGUCACGGAACCAUCCAGCUACUUUCUCACAUUGUGAAGAACGACGAGCACUCAUGGUUACUGUGUUUGUUUUAUAGUAGAAUCGACAGUAAUGAAAGAUGUCACGGAGCCAUUGAAGUAAGUUCUCACGUUGUGAAGGGCGAUGAGUACAUACGUAUUUGUUCUAAUAAUACUAAUACAUGAAUUGUACGCCUGGAAUAAAUGUCACGGAACCAUCCAACGAAAAUGUCAGAAAGCUGGACGUGUUCUCACUUUGUAAAAUACAAAACCAAAAUAUCGAAGGGACGUUAUGUGAGAGCUCCCGCAGAUGAAGAUGCUGAUUCUGAGGAUCCCAAGUUCGAUAACAAUGAAGAGGAUAGAAAUCAAUGUGAUACGUUUGAGACCCAGAAUACGUCGGAUCCAGUUACUGCUCAGAAGGCAACGACUGACAGAGAUGGUGAUAUCGACGGUCGGCUAAAGCGUCUAGAACAAUCAUUUAUUGAUCUUACUGAAGCUAUUCUGCAACAGCACCGCAAAACCCAAGAGAGUGUUAAAGAAAAUGAUAAGCUUGGCACCGCAACUACGGCAAAUGUUUAUCGAGAACCAAUGGUAAAUAUUAGGUGGGAUCAUAUUGAGCCAUUCCCCAGCAAUGUUGCAGCCAGAGAAAUGUGGGAAACAUGGUACGAAUAUUCAGAAACAUUUGAGAUUGCUGCAACCUUCAGCAACGCCAACGACGCAGGUCGACGUACUCAAUUACUCUACCUAGCAAUGGGAGAGUCCCUGCAGGAAAUCGUGCGUGCAGCUGGCCUGAAACCCGAUUUAGAAGAUCCUCUGUGCUACACAAAAUUUGUCCAGAAUAUAGAUGAGCAUUUAAUAUCAAUGACUGAUAGUUCUUCAGAACAGGAAGAUUUUCUGAGUAUAAAGCAGAAAGAAGGAGAGUCGGUAGUAUGCUUUCAUGCUAGAAUAAUGGAAAAGCUGCGUUUGUGUGGCUAACACAUUGAUGACCAAAUUAGAUUUGCUCGUACCCAACUACUGAAGGGUAUGCGCAACAAAAAGUUGGCGAUGACGGCACGGACUUAUGGCCAGGACAUAGAGAUGAUCAUCCAAGCGGCUACACGAGCUGAAGCCUACGAUGCGGGAGAAGGACCAUCUGUGAAGCCAGAGAUCUUUGCAAUCAAUCGAACUUAUAAGUGUGUAAUAGGAGUGCGUGUUCUCGGUGUGGUCGGGCAAACCAUCAGAAUCCCAGGGCGUGUCCUGCUCGAACUCGGAGUUGCAGCUAUUGCGGAAUGAAAGGCCACUUCGCAGCAGCCUGCCUUAACAGAGAAACAAACAACGUUAACAUACAAAUUCACGAUUGGCACAGCCCCGGUCGUGAUCAAGAUAGUAGCCGCAUAAAAAAAAAAAGCAAGCGCAGGUUGACGAUGAGAUUAUACCGGUGAAGCAACAUCCCAUCAGGGAAAAAAGGACUCCAGUAUAUUUGAAGGAUUAUGUCGAGAGAAGAGAAGAGGGGAGAUGUGGGAUACAGUUUAUAUACACGUUGUAAUGUUGAACGUGAUGUACGAAUCCUCCCUCUAGCUCUUAUCUUCGUAUUAAUUUAGUUCAGUUGAUACUCUGUACAUAGAUAACAUACGAUAUAAACAUAGCCAUAAACUCUAAUUGUGUUUGUUUGUUUGUCUGCUCUCCGGAGGAGAGGGGAGAUGUGGGAUACAGUUUAUAUACACGUUGUAAUGUUGAAUGUGAUGUACGAACCUCCCGAAAUAACGCAUUGCUAUUCAAUGAAUCUGUCAACAUACGGAGUAUCUUGUUCCUCAGUGCACACAAUAUAUAUGAUCAUGUCACAGAAGCAUAGGCCCUCUUUUAUUGCGUAACCAACGUAUCGGUAAGUUGUGUGUGCUGGGCGACAGGCAAUGGCACUGAAGUAUUUCACAAUAAUAUUACAAAGGUUGCCUUUAUAACCCAAAACAUAGAUAUUAUAUUAUACUAGUUGAACGUUCUCGGCGAUGCUCGGGAUCAAAAAUUUCAAAAUUAGGAAUCAUUUCUGAUAAUUCAUUGCAUUAUUAGCACAACUCACUUCAAAAAUAUUUCACAUCUUAUACGUCCAUCAUCAUUUUAAGUACUUUCAUAUUCUGAGAACGCACAGAACGGAAAUAACCAUAUUGGAUUGCAUUUUGUGAUUUGGGAACUGGAAAGUCGCCAUUUCGGAUUUCAAAAUGAUGUAUGGAGUUCGGGAGUUUCGGAAGUAUUUAAAUGGUUGGCCAAAUACCACUUUAGAUUAUUUUCCUGAAACCAGAAGUCGUUAUUUUGGAAAAUGUUAUGUGGGGUCAUCCCAGUUCCGAAUAUACCACACUCGGGUGAUAACCGGAUAUUCGUCAAUUGUUCACAGCUAAACCUCUUUUUAUGUAACUUUUAGAAGAAAGUAAACAAAGUAAGAAGAAUUUAGCGUGACCUCCUCUGUAAUCAUAUCUAAAGCUUAGUUCUCCUCUGUAAUCAUAUCUAAAGAGAUAACAUGUGAAUUUUUAUAGCAGAAAUGUUUGUUGGUGUCCAAGGAACACGUCUGAGAAGAAGUUAACGUUUCAAUCCACACAACUACGUAGAAAUUAAAAAAAAAAAGAUUAAAAAAAAGAAAUGUGGCCUUUCCUCCAGCCAAAUGUCCCAAAAUAUAGUUUUGGUAAAAGUAAAAAAGUAUUUCGAAUCCCGUAAUGUGUUACUAUUAACAAAACUACGAAAACACCAGAAAUGUAAUUUUUUUCUGCUCGACUCGCACCAAAUUAAAACAUAAAUUCUUCUGCUAGAAAAUAUUUGCAGAUGUUGAAAGG